AUGAAACGCACAAACAAAGAAGAAACAAAGGAAGGAACGAACAAACAACAGAAACAAAACAAGGUUAACGAACGAAAAGCGAAAAAAACAAAUGCAAAGGAAGAAGCAACAAACAACAAAGACAAAGAGAAACAACAACAAAAAAGGAAGAACAAAGAGAAAGAAAACGAAAGAAAAGAAAGACUAAUGGAAACGGAGACAAAAGCAAAAAAGAGGACUCGAAAAGAUGAAGCGAAACAAAAAACAAAACAAGACAAAACAAGAAAAGAACACGUAAACAAAAGAAGAAAACAAAACAGAGAACAAACAAAAAGAGAACAGAAAAGGAAAGAACGAAAAAAAAAAGGAAAGACCAAACAAAAGAAAGACAAACAAGUAAAAGAGGACAAAAGGAAACGAGAAGAACAAAAAGAACGAGAAGCAAACAAAGCACAAGGAACUGAGAGCAAACAAAGAAAAGAAACCAGAGAAAGCGAAACGAGAAAGCAAAAGAAAGAAGAAAGACGAAACAAACCAAAAAAGACAACAAGAGGAAAGAGAAAAGAAAAGAAACAAAAGGACAAGAAACGAAAGAAAAGGAAAGAAAGGCAAAAGAAGAGAAGACAAGACAAGAAAAAAAACAAGGACUGA
Messenger RNA from Pecten maximus, 630 nucleotides. Its product is annotated as nucleolar protein 58-like. Lineage: Eukaryota; Metazoa; Mollusca; Bivalvia; Pectinida; Pectinidae. The record is from RefSeq and is a predicted model, not a curated record. Bases 1 to 630 code for a protein of 209 amino acids. The transcript has 2 exons.